AUGGCCGAGGUUGCGAACGAGAUCAAGCUCUGGGGCAAGUGGUCCUUCGAGGAGGUCGAGGUGUCCGACAUCUCCCUCGAGGACUACAUCUCCGUGAAGCCCGAGAAGUAUGCGCGCUACGUGCCCCACACUGCCGGCCGGUACCAGAAGAAGCGCUUCCGCAAGGCGCAGUGCCCCAUCGUGGAGCGCCUCACGAACGCCCUCAUGAUGCACGGCCGCAACAACGGCAAGAAGCUCAUGGCCAACCGGAUCGUGCAGCACGCGUUCGACAUCAUCCACCUCCUCACCGACCAGAACCCCAUCCAGGUGGUCGUGGAGGCGAUCAUCAACUCGGGUCCGCGUGAGGACGCCACGCGUAUCGGCUCGGCCGGUGUGGUCCGGAGGCAGGCUGUGGACGUGUCGCCGCUGCGCCGCGUCAACCAGGCCAUCUGGCUCCUGGUCACCGGCGCCCGCGAGGCCUCGUUCCGCAACAUCAAGACCAUCGCGGAGUGCCUCGCCGACGAGCUGAUCAACGCCGCCAAGGGCUCGUCGAACUCGUACGCGAUCAAGAAGAAGGACGAGAUCGAGCGUGUUGCCAAGGCCAACCGUUAA
Molecule: messenger RNA, 591 nt
Organism: Pedinophyceae sp. YPF-701
Lineage: Eukaryota; Viridiplantae; Chlorophyta; Pedinophyceae
Source: the annotation of a GenBank genome assembly